This is a messenger RNA of Alnus glutinosa, 2992 nucleotides long. RefSeq lists its product as uncharacterized. The transcript is spliced from 14 exons. The coding region runs from base 396 to 2816 and encodes 806 amino acids. Gene Ontology annotation, cellular component: nucleolus. Gene Ontology annotation, molecular function: protein binding; RNA binding. NCBI's taxonomy places the organism in Eukaryota, Viridiplantae, Streptophyta, Magnoliopsida, Fagales, Betulaceae. Gene Ontology annotation, biological process: ribosomal small subunit biogenesis. The record is from RefSeq and is a predicted model, not a curated record.
CGUUUCCGUUUUUAUCGUCUUCUUCACGAAGAACCUAAUUUUUGAAUCUCUGAAAGGGAAACAGUCUGAAACCGCAAGCCUGACUGUGAAACAACGUUUGCCGCUUGAAGCCGCCGGUAAUUUCGAUGUCCCUGAUGACUGGUUGAGGGUGGGCAUCCAAGAUAUCCGAGAAAAAUCUGCCGGGGGUAAGGGAAAUUUUUGGGGGUUGAGGGACCCUCCUCCCUCCGCCCUUGCUCGGUACUGGACCACCCUUAUUUCCAACACACCAAUCACACUGCACCCACAGCACCGCUACACCAAUUAGGCCUCUGGUUUGCUGAUGAGAAAAAUCCACUUUGGAAAGAGAAGAAAAUAUCACAAUUAGUUGCUAAGUUUGGGAAGCUUAAUUAGGAAGCAUGGAGAAAAAAUCGGAAGAGAAAUCACAUCGAGAAAAGCGAAAAGAGGCUCGGUUAGAAAAGAAAGCGAAGAAAUAUCAAGCUCUGCUCCAACAGCAGGAAUAUCAGAAGCUUAAGAAAAAGUCUGGAAAUUCAAACUCAGAAAGUGUAAAAAAACCGAAUAAUAUGUUUGGUCACAAUGUAAAAGAGAGAGGAUUUUUGCAACCAAAUGGUAACUCUGAGAGACAUCAGAGUUUGGAGAAAAUUAACAUGCCAAAGGAGGUUGAGGAUACACUGGUGUCGUCGGGAUUUAAUGGUUCUAGUACAUCGAAGGUGGUGAAAGGAAAGAAGGGUUCUAAAAGAAAUUUGAAAAGGACGAAUUUUGAGGAGUAUCUUGAAAUGGAGAUGCAGAAAUCUGCUGUACCCGCGGAGGAGGAUUUGGAAUUGGAAAGGAAACUUGCAAAGAAACUCAAGGUGAAGGUUGGAAAAUUAAGAGGAGAGGACGAUGGUAUCAAUUCAUUAUUUGAAGGAAUCCCAUCUAUUAUUGAUUCUUUGGGGGAGGAAGAACUCCCAGGUGCUGAGGAAUUUUCUGAGAAGAGCUCUAAAAGUAAGAAAUGUAAGAAGAAGAAGAAGAAGUCAUUGGACCAAGGGCUAGAAAGUGAUGUUGUAGGUGACUCUAGUGUUGGAGCGUCUGAACCAGUGAAAAUAUGUGAUGCAUACAUGUCAGAAGAAGGUACUGCUGAGGCGCCUUCAAGGAAGAAGUGUAAGAAAAGAAAGUUGCAAGAGCCAGGACAAGAAUGUGAUGAGGUGGGUGAUACAGCUAUUGGUGCAUCAAAGCCAGUUGAGUCUUGUGGUGACAAAGUGGUGUCAGAAGAAGUUUCUGCCAAGGCACCUGCAGCGAAGGGACAUGGAAAAUAUGUUGCACCUCACUUGAGAGGUCGUUCAGGAAAUGAGUCAGAAGAGUAUACCAAAAUACGCAGACAUGUACGGGGUCUUCUGAAUAGGUUGUCUGAAUCUAAUGUGGAAUCAAUGACGGGGGAAAUAUCCACAAUCCUUCUUUCUAUUGCUCGCAGUGCUGCUUCACAGAUAAUCAGCGAGGAGGUUUUGGCAUCUUGUUCUGGAGGUCCUCGUGGCAAUGAACAGUAUGCUGCUGUUUUUGGUGCUUUUGUUGCAGGGAUGACAUGUUUAGUUGGAAUUGACUUCGGCGCAAAGCUUAUGGCUUCCCUUGCUAAAUGUUUUGAGGAUGAGUACCACAGAGAAGACAAUCUUUCCUUGCGAAAUCUCACUCUUUUGCUCUCCAAUUUAUACACAUUUGGAGUUUGCUCAAGUGAUUUGAUAUGUGACUUCCUGACAAUGCUGGGCAAGCGAUUAACAGAGAUUGAUGUCUCUACCAUCUUGACAACUUUACAAUGCUGUGGAAUGAAAAUAAGGAGUGAUGAUCCUGCUGCAAUGAAAAAUUUUAUUCUUAGUGUUCAGAAUAGGGUGAAUGAGUUGAAGGCCUCCUCUGGAGAUGGCCAGGAAAAAAUAAACGGCAAGAGAAUGGAGUUCAUGCUUGAAACCAUAUGCGACAUCAAGAACAACAAGAAAAAGCCUAAAGAGGAUCCUGCACAUCACACACGGAUAAAAAAAUGGCUACAAAAGUUAAGAGCAGAAGACAAUUUAAUUAGAGGGCUCAAAUGGAGCAAGCUUCUUGAUCCUAAUAAGAAGGGCCAAUGGUGGUUGUCUGGUGAUAUGGCUUCCACAGUGGACAAGGUUGAAGAGGUUGCGAGCACAAUAGACAAAGAGGUUCUUGAAGCCCAAAAAAUGCUGCAGCUUGCUGCUGCACAGAGGAUGAACACAGAUGCCAGAAGGGCAAUCUUUUGCGUAAUCAUGAGUGGGGAGGACUAUAUUGAUGCUUUUGAGAAGCUUCUAAGGUUGGAUUUACAUGGGAAGCGGGACAGAGAGAUCAUGCGCGUUCUUGUAGAGUGCUGUUUACAGGAGAAAGUGUUUAACAAGUAUUACACUGUUCUGGCUUCCAAGUUGUGCGAGCAUGACAAAAACCACAAGUUCACUUUACAGUUUUGCCUUUGGGACCACUUCAAAGAGCUGGAGUCAAUGCAGCUUAUUAGGUCAAUGCACCUAGCAAAAUUUGUAGCAGAGAUGGUUUCCUCUUUCACCCUCUCCCUCGCAGUUUUGAAGUCUGCAGAACUCGGUAACAUCAAGGUGCUCACCCCAAAAAGGAUUAUGCAUUUCCGGAUGAUAUUCGAGGCCCUUUUUGAGUAUCCCGAUAAGCUUAUCUGGAACAUAUUCACACGUGUGGCUGUCACCCCCGAGCUCGAAAGUCUUAGGCGUGGCAUUGAGUUUUUCAUCAAGGAGUAUGUUGUAAAGACCAAUAAAGCCAUUACAGAAAAAUUUAAGGUUGCAAAGAAAGCCCUUAGUAAUGCUGAAGGAGUCCUCAUGUGAGUUUCCAUUCUCACCAAUUUUUGUAGCUUAAAUUAGUUAAUUGCUAGAUUUGAUGUUGGAAUGUCCUUGCAUCUUACUGAUGAUCUAUACAAGUACAUGUGUUUAUAUUAAUUGCUUUGAAUGAUGGAAGUGUAUUUAUACAGAUGAGUUUUUGCAAAGCACUGGUAUCAUAAGAA